CUUACAAGAAGGAUGUCAUUCGAAUUUUUAUAAGUAUAUGUUGGUAUACAAUGCAUAAAUAUUAAAGCCGGAAGGAGAGUAAUAUAUGUAACAUCGUUUUUGUGCAAAGAUUCGGCUGUUCCUGAAUAUAGGAAAAAUGGGAUUUUCAUUUUUUCACUUCCAUUUACUCUUGUUGCAUUUUUAUUCACGGUGCAAUUGUUUCCCCUUUUCUCUUCUGAUGCUAAGUAGACAAGGUGAAAUUUUCAACAUAACCUUCAGGAAUUUUCAUGAGUGGAAUAUAUCACAGACAGACAUGCAUUUAUUUGAUGAGAAUGCUUCGUUUUUGGCGUUUGACAACAACGCUCUUAUUUAUGUUGCUAAUGGUGUUGUUAAGAAAAAGGAAUGGAAUUUACCAGAAAACUCGUCAUCUAUACUUGAAAUGGGCGAUGUAAAGUCAGUAGCCAUAGAUAAACGUAAUCAAAACAUAUAUUUCUAUCAGCCAUUUUUCCAAAUCAUUGGAAUGAUUUCUUAUACGAAACAUCAUGACGACUUUCCUUUCCGCACCAUACUUCAUGAUGUGAUCGGAUUAGUUGAUAUUACAGUUGAUUCUUAUGAAGGUUUCCUUUUUUGGAUAACAAAUAGGAAGAGUCCGCAAAUACAUUCUUUCAAUUUGCUUGGUGGGGAACCUAGCGACAUAGUAUAUAAAGGAAUGCUCCAUCCCAUAAAAAUUUCGGUUGACAUGGCGGCUAAAAGAAUUAUCUGGAUAGAUGACAUGAAAGGGACAAUAGAAUCAGCCAAUUAUGUUGGAGAGCAUCGAAAAGUACAUUCCCAGUCAAAUGAUGCACAAAGAGGGAUAUUGCUAUUGAAGGAAAACCUGCUUCUAGUUUUCAGCAACAGCCAAAUUAGUAUCGUCGCCAAUAACAGCAUUUAUUCAAAAACAGAACUUGAAUACCCAAUACAAGACAUUGCAGCUACGAAUAAAGUAAAUAAAGAUUUGUGCAUCUGGUAUUGUGAUGAAGUAUGUAUAUCUAGUGGACAAAAAACAUUCUGCAGAUGUUACGACGGACAUACUCUUCAGAUUAAUGACAGAGAUUGCAUUCCUCCUUCAAAACACACAUUCAGUGGUGUAUUUACAGUAAUAGGAGGUAAUAUAUGUGUAGCUGACAUCAGAUCACUUGGAAUGCCAACCAAGAAUGGAAUUUCGUUAAUGUGUUCAAAAGGUGUGCAAAAUGUCCGCGAAAUAGAAAUGGAUGUAAACAAAAAGUAUCUGUAUUACAUAUCUGUGGAAAGAAAUGUAUGGAAGCUUAAACGUAAUAUACUAGGAUCGGAAUAUUCUAGAGAUCUUGUUUUGGUCACCAGCAAUGUUUCAAUGAAAGGGCUUUCGGUUCAUAAAAAGGACUCGUCAUUAUUCUUUGGAGAAGGAAGAAAAAUUCGACGAUAUACUGAUUCCUACACAUACACCGUGAUUGAAGAUCCAGACUAUAUACAAGACAUUGCCAUAGACUCCCAAAAAGAAUACCUGUUUUGGAAUCCAGAGAACCAAAACUGCAUUCGAAGGUCAAAUCUCGACGGAACUAAAAAAGAAACAUUGAUAUCAUAUCUUACCAUUAAUAAGCUAGGCAUGUUUUUUCUCUCUCAAAGGUUACUUUGGUCUGCAUGUGGUGGAAUAAUGAGUUCAAGCUUUGAUGGCACAGAUGUCGGAGUAUUUGUUGCACAUGAGGGUUAUGUUGGAAAAAUACAUUUUCACAAGCGUCUGCUGAUGUGGAUAGUUCAAAAGAAAGAUAAUAGUAGAGAACUCUGUUGGCUCAAGUAUGGCAUAACGAAUAAUAUGUCAUGUGUGGAGAUACCAGGAAUAUCGGAUAUAUUCUACUAUGACGAAUUUCAAAAAGAGAGUGACAAAGAUCACUGUUUUUUCGAGAAUGGCGGAUGCCAACAUUUUUGUCUUGAAUCAAAAGGAGUUUGUGCUUGCAAGCCGGGAUAUAGCUUAAUAUCAGACAAAAUCUCCUGCCUCGAAGGUCAAAUUCACAAUACUUCAAUCAUACUACUUGAUAAUAUAAUGCAGAGUUUAUAUGUUGUGGAUGAGGAAACACUUGAACUUCUGACAGUUUUUGAUACAGAAAAAUUUGUGGAAGCAAUUGACUUUGAUCCAACCAUUAGCAGUUAUUACAUCGGGUAUAAAGAAAAAAUUGUCAUAGUGAAGACAAAUCGUGAAACUUCCACAGUUUUCCUUUCUGAUUUUAAUCUGGAACACAUGUGCGUGGGUUUCUCAGUAAUUAUAUUCACUUCAAGAAAAAACGACUCAAGCUCACUUCUCCAAUACAAUAUGACGUCAAAAAUGGUACACGCGAUAGCUGAUGAUCUGAAAUUCCCAGGUGAUAUACUAUGCGACACAAACAGUGGAAUUUUACUCAUAUCCGAGAAAAGGGAGGAGUAUUCGAUAAGAAACGUCUCUUUGUUUGACAAAAUAACCACUAGGAUAAAGAUUAGAAAAUAUGGAAGUUGUAGACUGGCUGCAUACCCUGGAGAUUCUGUAUUUUACUGUUCCGAUAUUGAUUCGAACACAAUAUAUGAUGUCACUUCUGCAGGGAAGAUAGGUUACUUCUAUAGUAAAUCGAAACAUGUGAUAGUCGACAUUGAUGUAGACAAGCUAUUUCUGUAUGGUAUACUUACAGAUCAAAGGUCUAUUCUGAAAUUAGAUCGCAAUGGUGCAAGUUCAGUAACUUUGAUAGAAAUUUCACCUUUGUAUGGUCGGCUUUCGUUGAUUUUGGUGCAAAAGGAUGGAUGGACAACUGAGAGUAAAAGCGGUAAUAGAAACAAAGAGGAUAAUGUUCAAAACAUCACUUUACUCUUUAUACUCACUGUCUUUACUGUUGUCGUCUGUGGGGUCGGUGGUUAUUUCACAAUUGUUUUUAUCAAGAAACGAAAACAACGACAUCAAUUGAUCAGUCCUCCACAGGAAUUGACUGAAAAUGAUCCCUAUGUGUAUCGUGAGAUUUCAGAGGCAACUUUUACAAGAAUAAGUAUCAACACUUCUACAAAAGAGGUUAUUCCAAGAUUAUAUGGACAAGGUGAAGCAAAUAAUUCAGUCCCCUCGGAAAUUGGACUUCAAAGGGGUACAGAAUUAAAAUCAAGUUUCUCCUAUGCCUAUACUACAAACGAGCGUGGGUUGUUAAAUGUUUCAAGAACA
Molecule: messenger RNA, 3166 nt
Organism: Saccostrea cuccullata (small rock oyster)
Lineage: Eukaryota; Metazoa; Mollusca; Bivalvia; Ostreida; Ostreidae
Exons: 19
Source: RefSeq, a predicted model, not a curated record